AUGUCAAUUAAGAUAACAGCAGCUACCAAGGAGGAUGUGCCGGAAUUAUUGGGUUUGAUUGUAGAAUUGGCGGUGUAUGAGAAAGAGCCUGAUGCUGUGGUAGCCACUCCCGAGCUUAUGAUCAAGAACAUAUUCGAAAACAAGUAUGCAGAAUGUUUGAUCGCUCGUACAGUCUCUGAAGAUGGUGGCAAAGGAGUAGCAGUCGGACUUGCUUUGUACUUCUUCACGUAUUCGACUUGGUUAGGUGCACCAGGUUUAUACCUCGAAGACUUAUAUGUUAAACCUGAAUAUCGAUCAAAGGGAUUAGGUAAGAGGUUUUUCGGUGAAUUAGGUUACAUAGCGAAUGAACGUGGAUGUAAACGAGUUGAAUGGCGUGUAUUGAAAUGGAAUAAACCUUCGAUCGAUUUUUAUAUCGAGUGUCUCAAAGCUGAGAAUUUGAUUGAAUGGGAUACGAUGCGCGUUGAAGGGAAAGAGGGAUUCGAUAGAUUGAUAUCAUUCAGAAAAGUCGAAUAA
Kwoniella shivajii is the source of this 513-nucleotide messenger RNA. RefSeq lists its product as uncharacterized. NCBI's taxonomy places the organism in Eukaryota, Fungi, Basidiomycota, Tremellomycetes, Tremellales, Cryptococcaceae. Bases 1 to 513 code for a protein of 170 amino acids. The transcript has 7 exons. Gene Ontology annotation, molecular function: N-acetyltransferase activity. Gene Ontology annotation, biological process: protein acetylation. The record is from RefSeq and is a predicted model, not a curated record.